ACGGACGGACGUGCCCAGACCCGGCCGGGACUUGCCCUCCAUCCCGUGCCCGGAAGAAGGCGGCCGGCUCUACCUCCCGCCAGGGAGGCGAGCAGGACAAGAAGACAGCGCGAGUGGCGGUGGCAGCCCCUGAGAGGGCUCUGGCGGCGCGCGGUGACCGGUGGCGCCCGCAGCCCCGGCCCCACUCCAGGCUCCGACGCGGCAGGGCGGUGGCGGACACGACCUCGGCCUCCCCGGGCUCGCCCCGCCGCGCCCCGGGCGCAUCUGCGCGCCUGGCCCCGCGCUCCGCGGAGAGGGCAAUGGGUCCUAGUGGGGACUGAGCGCCCCUACCUCUCUCCCCAACCCCUCCGGCUUCCCCCCCUUCAGCCUCCCCGAGGGGGAGCCGCGGUCUACGCCGCCUCUUCCCCCUCGCGUGCCCCCAGUUCCCCUUCCCUCUGUCCUCUCCCUCCUCCGGACCCAUUCGCGGGGCCACCAUGGCCGCGGCCAUCGCUAGCGGCUUGAUCCGCCAGAAGCGGCAGGCGCGGGAGCAGCAUUGGGACCGGCCGUCUGCCAGCAGGAGGCGGAGCAGCCCCAGCAAGAACCGCGGGCUCUGCAACGGCAACCUGGUGGAUAUCUUCUCUAAAGUGCGCAUCUUCGGCCUCAAGAAGCGCAGGUUGCGGCGCCAAGAUCCCCAGCUCAAGGGUAUAGUGACCAGGUUAUAUUGCAGGCAAGGCUACUACUUGCAAAUGCACCCCGAUGGAGCUCUCGAUGGAACCAAGGACGACAGCACUAAUUCUACACUGUUCAACCUCAUCCCAGUGGGACUGCGCGUUGUUGCCAUCCAGGGCGUGAAGACAGGGUUGUAUAUAGCCAUGAAUGGAGAAGGUUACCUCUACCCAUCAGAACUUUUUACCCCCGAAUGCAAGUUUAAAGAAUCUGUUUUUGAAAACUAUUAUGUAAUCUACUCAUCUAUGCUGUACAGACAACAGGAAUCUGGCAGAGCCUGGUUUUUGGGUUUGAAUAAAGAAGGGCAAGUUAUGAAAGGAAACAGAGUAAAGAAAACCAAACCAGCAGCUCAUUUUCUACCCAAGCCAUUGGAAGUUGCCAUGUACCGAGAACCAUCUUUGCAUGACGUUGGAGAAACGGUCCCGAAGGCCGGGGUGACGCCGAGUAAAAGCACAAGUGCGUCUGCAAUAAUGAAUGGAGGCAAACCAGUCAACAAAAGUAAGACGACAUAGCCAGAUCCUCACAGGUGUUGUGACUUACUCGUCCCGAGCACAGUUGAGUGAUUUAUCCUUGCCAGACAUUCCUGCUCCGUGGCUGAGGAGCAGCUGGAAGUAAGCAGAUGCUUGCUCUUUGCUGUCUCGAACUUCUUGGUUGCAAGUGGAUAAAUCUCAACCUGUUGCACCCCCCACAACAAGAAGACACCUGGAUAACCAGCUAAACUCAGACCAUGGAAUGCCCUACCAGAUAUGGAAUGCCUUUUUAAUAUCUUUUCUGUGACCGUGACACUUCAUGUGAAUGACAUACUUCACAAGUACACUCGAUACUUUGCCUGCUGACAGCUACCCAUAAUCCUUUUUGAGUCCUGUUUCAGCAAGAUCCAUGUGUUUAAGUUCAAUUUUGUAGCACACAAAUACUAUUGAGUAAUUUCUAGUUAGACGCUGUAAACCUGUGCUAUUAUGGAUUUCUCUUCUUCCCGUUUUUACAGGGCUGCUCGCUCCACUGUCUGUGAUAUUUUGCAGGGAUUGUGUUUCUCUGAAUCGUAAAGGUUGUGGUUGGCUUGGUUUGGAGAGCGAUCAGGGAAUCAGGAAGUCUUCUCAACCUAUUAUUACAAAUUGCAUCUAUAAAGAUUAUGAGUGUUGUCUCCGGAUCCCUCUAUCGAUUAAACACACAUAUAUGCUCUAUCCAGUAGCAGAUCCUGUGCUCCUGAGGUGGCCAGGGUGAGAAAUGGGUCAAACACAGUCCAUGGGAAGCUCUCUACAAUAUGUGUUUGACAUUCCCCUAUAGUUUCUUUGUGUGUGUGUGUGUUUUCUACAUAAUCACAAGCUUACUGGUAAUGGUAACAUUUGCCUUGCCCAGCGAGCAAGACCCACUGGUUUUUGAGAAAGUGGGUCCAAAGAACUCUGUAGGCCUUGUAGGCCUGAUUAAGGUUCAUUUUUCAUCUACUAAUCCUCAUUAUUUGGAAAAAAAGAAAAAAAAAAAGGAAAAAUCAAUAAGUACAACGUACAAGAAUUGCGCUACCUAAAUCCAUUUCAGAUAUAAUCCUUCCUGUUUUUAAUGAACCGAACUUAAUGCCAUCCCCAGUUUUGGCUGCAUUCCACUCAUACUCGGCAGAGCAUGGGCAAGGCGCCUGUUGUGUUCUCUUCUGCAGCAGCAAUGCAAACGUUAGUUAUAAAUUAGACUUUAAUAUUUUUGGUGUUUAAUGACAAGUUUUUAAACUGGACAUAUUAGGAAAAAAUAUUUUUUUUAGCUCAGCAUGCUGAGUCAGGUACUGUGUUUUCACCAGUCCAUACCUCUAACUCAGCUUCUCGGGGCCCAGGCUGCCCAACGGCUGGGGUAGAGGUGCCUUGCCAUCAUCUCAGAAUGCAGUCUGUUGAAUUCUUCUAGAUAAAAUUAAAGGCAAACCAACACAUUCAAACAUCAGGUUUUUGGUCCAUUCAAUUGAUUUGCUUUUGUUUUAUUUUGCUUUCUUAAUUUCCUUUUGAAUAACUCUGAGCUUAGGGAAGACAACUACUAAGAAAGGCCAUGAACAGUUGACUAGGCAGUGAAGAAACCAUGCAAAAUGUUCAAUGUUGGAUAUAAAGAGUUUCAAGAUGUUUAAUACUGAACUGUUUGGAAAUAUAUUUGUUAACUCUGUGUACUUAAUAAAAUUCAAUGUUUUAUCCACAGAAGAGUUAAUUGAGACCAAACUGAACCUCAUUUAUAGAAAGCUAUAUGUGAGAUCAAUGUACUGGCCUCUUGUUCUUAUUUCCAUGUGGAAGGGCUCCCUGUCUUCCCCCACCUGCACUGUGUUUACUGGGAAAUUAUUUUGUCAUUGCUUUCCUAAGUCUACAUGACAGCCCCUGCCCAGCAUUUAAAAAUUUUGGCCUGCUUAGCUGAUUAAAGAUUUAGUAUAAAUUUAACUGUUUAUGCUUUUCAUAUCAGAUUCCAUUUUAAUAAAUAAAAAGUUAGCAUACUGUUUGAGUAGUUUUAUUGUUGA
Diceros bicornis minor is the source of this 3181-nucleotide messenger RNA. RefSeq names its product fibroblast growth factor 14 (gene FGF14). The record is from RefSeq and is a predicted model, not a curated record. Bases 474 to 1217 code for a protein of 247 amino acids. Gene Ontology annotation, cellular component: cytoplasm. Gene Ontology annotation, molecular function: growth factor activity; fibroblast growth factor receptor binding. NCBI's taxonomy places the organism in Eukaryota, Metazoa, Chordata, Mammalia, Perissodactyla, Rhinocerotidae. The transcript has 5 exons. Gene Ontology annotation, biological process: regulation of cell migration; positive regulation of cell population proliferation; cell differentiation.